Messenger RNA from Protopterus annectens (West African lungfish), 2410 nucleotides. RefSeq names its product microtubule associated protein RP/EB family member 3 (gene MAPRE3). The transcript has 10 exons. The record is from RefSeq and is a predicted model, not a curated record. The coding region runs from base 268 to 1212 and encodes 314 amino acids. Gene Ontology annotation, molecular function: microtubule plus-end binding. Gene Ontology annotation, cellular component: microtubule organizing center; cytoplasmic microtubule; microtubule plus-end. Gene Ontology annotation, biological process: regulation of microtubule polymerization or depolymerization; protein localization to microtubule plus-end; spindle assembly. Lineage: Eukaryota; Metazoa; Chordata; Ceratodontiformes; Protopteridae.
GCUCAAUGCCGUAGAACCGCAGAUAGUGGCUUGUUGGAGACGCUAGUAGGAACGGCAGCGAGGCGGCGUUAGGAGCGACAUCUACGGACUGACACUCUGGGAGGGCUAUACCAGUCAGUCCCAGAGUAAAUUUGUGGACACCCAUCCAGUCAUCCAGGAGCAUAAGCAGAAGUGCUGCCCCAAGCCAAGGGGUCAACUGUUCAAACCCAAGGAUAAGCAAGCCUGAAGGUUCCCUAAACUCACAGCCUUUCCCACCUCAGCUGGGAGAUGGCAGUAAAUGUGUAUUCCACUUCAGUUACAAGUGAAAACUUGAGUCGUCAUGAUAUGCUGGCAUGGGUCAAUGACUCUCUGCAACUCACCUACACAAAAAUAGAGCAGUUAUGUUCAGGUGCUGCUUAUUGCCAGUUUAUGGAUAUGCUUUUCCCGGGGUGCAUACAUUUGAAGAAAGUGAAAUUCCAGGCAAAGUUGGAACAUGAAUUCAUUCAUAAUUUCAAAGUACUACAAGCGGCAUUUAAGAAAAUGAAUGUUGAUAAAAUUAUUCCAGUAGAAAAAUUGGUGAAAGGAAAGUUCCAAGAUAACUUUGAAUUUGUUCAGUGGUUUAAGAAGUUUUUUGACGCUAACUAUGAUGGAAAAGAAUAUGACCCAAUUCUUGCCAGACAAGGGCAAGAUUUGGCACCAAUUCCAAAUCCAGGAGAACCAGUAUUUAACAAGCCCAAGAAACCAGUUGGGACUGCAGAACUUAAAAAUGAAGUGGAUGCCAACAGACAGCUCUGGUACUAUCUUGACAGAACAAAAUCUUUCAGGAACUCUGAUCAAUUGAUCAUUUCUUGUCAAGUGCCACAAAGAACAUCUCCAACAACACCUAAGAAUAUAUCUGCUCCAGCACGGAUAACAAAUACAGUACCAUCUACAGGAGUACGAAAAAUACCACCUGUUGCUAGAAAUGGAGGCGGUGAUGCAGAUACACAAAUCAUGGAACUAAACCAGCAGCUUAUGGAGCUGAAACUAACUGUGGAUGGGCUAGAGAAAGAGAGAGACUUCUAUUUUAGUAAAUUAAGGGACAUAGAACUGAUAUGUCAAGAACAUGAAAGUGAAAAUACUCCAGUACUCUCCAGAAUUAUAGAAAUCCUUUAUGCCACAGAGGAAGGAUUUGCACCUCCAGAUGAUGAAGAUAUUGACGAUCAGCCUCAUGAAGACCAGGAUGAAUACUAAUGCUAAAAAUAUUGUCUGUGAUCUCUCUCUUUGUCUCUGUUCUAACUUUGAGAUCAAAUGUCCCAGGCUGUCUAGCCUUUCUGCACUUUCAUAUAAUGAUGAAAUAGUUUCUGUGCUUCAGCAUAUUUAUAAAGACUCCAGUGGCUCUUUAACAGAAAAGAACAAAAAAUUAUAGAUUUCAAGUUGACUGGUAAUGGUCAAGUAUCUGGGUAUUUAUGGCCAUUACAGCACAUUUUUCCAUCCAUGCAUUUACCUUAUGAUAAUAAGACUGCUGAAGCCUUAAAAGGUUGUUAUAACACUUUUUUUGCCAUUAACCAUUGAAGCCUCCUUCACUCUCCAUCACUAACUGGAAGAUUGUAUUAUAAAGAUUAUUUAAUUUGUAUAUAUAUUUUUUUUCUUAAUGGAUUUUACUUGCACUUUGCAUAUUGGUUGAUAAUAAUCAGAUCUGACAAGAUCAGUAAUGACUCUAUGAUGCAAGUUGUAGUUUGCCCUUCUAGUGUGAAUUGUAACAGCAUGUAUGUGGUUUCUUGAGAAAUCAAAAACAAUACAUAUAAUUUUGUCAGAACAGCUUAGACCUUAAUGGGAAGUUAGUAUCUGAAAGAGCAUGCAAAGGUUUUAAGUGACGGUCAGUGAUAAGAUCAGUAUUUUAUUGCUUUUUAAAAAGUAGUAAUGACAAGGAGACUGAAAAUAUUGCUUGUUGAGCGCUGUUUUAUAGUUUUUUCUUAAAAAAUGAAAAGUGUUGGUAAUUAACUUGAAGAUUAUCAUUAUCAUUAUAGCAUAGCUUUUACUGCUCUUCCCACAAGCAUCAGACAGUUGUGGUUUUGCUGUGUCUAACAGUAAAUUACAUCACCAUUUAACAGCUUUGUUUUUGAACCACUCACCAUAGUGAUCUAAAUAAAAAGCAGUGCAUUUUCACCAAGCACCUUUAAUCAAAUAUAAUAUUUAAGGUGAUGUAUUUUAAAAAAAAUGAGUUUAAGAAUUUUUCUUUUUAGUAGAAAAGGGAAGGUUUACUGAUGUUCAAGGAGGGGUGGUGAAUGAUGUCUUGGUUCAAUUUAUGCUUCAUUUUGAAUGAUUUCAAACAUUUUUUUCCUUUCUAACAUCACAUAUUAUGCAUCGCUGUCUACAAUAAAUAAGUCUGACACUGAUGUGCAAAACUUGCAUCUAUGUUUUAUUUAAAAUAAACGUGAUAAACACUAAA